Messenger RNA from Trifolium pratense (red clover), 1596 nucleotides. Its product is annotated as putative UPF0481 protein At3g02645. The record is from RefSeq and is a predicted model, not a curated record. Bases 1 to 1596 code for a protein of 531 amino acids. The transcript has a single exon. Lineage: Eukaryota; Viridiplantae; Streptophyta; Magnoliopsida; Fabales; Fabaceae.
AUGGCCAGUACUCAAACAGUAGAAAAUGAAACCCAGAUGAUGAAUGAUUGGUUAAAUUCUAUACAGACAUUGCUAAAAUCUGUAGACCACGAUUACAUUCAAUCAUGUAGCAUUUCUAUAGUUCCAGAAGAACUCAAAAACUCAUCAAACGAAGAUGCUUACAUGCCAAGAGUGGUAUCAAUUGGACCAAGAUUCAAAGGUAGCAGAGAAGAUUUACUUCUCAUGGAAGAAGUCAAAUUACGUUCAAUGUUAUCUCUCUUACACCGCGCCGGAAAGGCAGGCGAACCCAAGACAUACUUACAGAAAUGCAGCAAAGCAAUAUGGAAAAUAGAUAAACAAGUUCGAGCUAGUUAUGUUUCCAAUAUCAAACUUGAAAACACCGAACUCGCGAAAAUUAUGUUGGUUGAUGGUUGUUUUUUGUUAGAGCUUAUGAUUGCGAAAGGAAUGGAUUCUCACCUACCAAGUCGUUUGAAUCCGCCCGGUCCUGCACCGGAAGUACUAAAAGAUGAAGAUGUUUUGUCUGAUCUAAUGUUGCUGGAAAAUCAAAUACCUAUUUUAGUACUUCAUGAAUUGUCUAAAAUUCUUUUCCCGAAUGUAUUUGAUCCAACAAGUAGGGAAGAGAGGGCGACCGUAAUCAAUAAUCUUGUCUUGUCUGUCUUUUCCUACUCUCAGGUUUCGAAUCCAGAAGCUCCUCAUGUUCUUGAUCUUGUUCAUUUUUAUGUUAAUAGUAGGAAAAAAGUUGAGACUGAAAAUGUUGAGAGUCCAGAUAAUCAUGUAGUAGGCAUUACUGAGAAGAAUCGGAAGUUGAAGCUGAAAUUGACGCGAUGUACUUCAAGGCUCGUCGCUGCAGGGGUAAGUAUCAAAGUUAUUGAAGAUAAUAAACAUAGGGGAAUUUCUUGCUUUGGUUGGAUGAGGAAUUUUUUUGGUGGCGGAUUUAUAAAGCUUGGCAAUAUGCUUGUUGUGACUGAUGAAAUGGAUAAACAAGUGGAUGAGACAGCCGAUGAAGAAACGAGGGGUUUUAAUUUUGAAUUUAAGUUUGAGAAGGGGAAACUCGAAAUUGCAGAGCUACAUAUUACAAAAACAACGAAAGCAAAGUGGCGCAAUGUAAUUGCUUGGGAACAUCAUAAAAAGAAUUGGAAGAGUUCUUCUUCUAUGGCUUCUGGGUACGAGAGUGGUGAUGAGAAUCUGGUGAGUACGUCUAGUCCAAGCGGGAAAUUUACUUUGUCUAGUUUGAUUUUCGAUGGUUUGAUUUGUUGUGCGGACGAUGUGAAGCUUCUGAAAGAGAAGAAUAUUAUCGUUGAUCAUUUGAAGAUGAACGAUGAGGAGUUGGAAGAGUAUUUUCAUACAAUGUCAUUUGGAGUUGAUCGCGCAAUUGUUGAUUCUAGUUAUGUUAAAAUGGUUGAUGAAUUGAACAAUUAUUCGAAGGCGUUUUUCGUGUUGAGGAUCUUGAAAAUUUUGUGGCAUCUUUUCAAGUUUCGUCUAGAAUGGCUAGUAAAUUUUUUGAAACAAAACUAUAACUUUGUUGCUGCAUUGGUGGCUGUACUUAGUUUGGUUCAGACUGUUUAUACAAUCUUAGCCUAUUAUUUAAACAAAUAA